Messenger RNA from Cyphellophora europaea CBS 101466, 1239 nucleotides. RefSeq lists its product as uncharacterized. Gene Ontology annotation, biological process: post-translational protein targeting to membrane, translocation. The transcript is spliced from 2 exons. NCBI's taxonomy places the organism in Eukaryota, Fungi, Ascomycota, Eurotiomycetes, Chaetothyriales, Cyphellophoraceae. The record is from RefSeq and is a predicted model, not a curated record. Gene Ontology annotation, cellular component: endoplasmic reticulum membrane; endoplasmic reticulum. The coding region runs from base 1 to 1239 and encodes 412 amino acids.
AUGGCUACUAACGGUCCUCCGGCUGGGCCCCCACCACCUGGGCAACAGCAACCGCAGCAAAUUCCACCACAGAUUCUGCAACUCAUGACAAUGGAGGCGCAGAAGCGUGGUAUGACUCUCGAGGAGUUUCAGGCUUUUCAGCGCAGAACCAUCGAAGAGGAGGCACAGAAACUCGGUAUCACGCCCCAAGAAUUCGUCCAGAGGAAACAAGCCGAAGCGCGAGAGCAGAUGAUGAAGCAGAGGGCCGCUGCCGAAGCCCAGGGACAGGCGCCUGGCCAGGCUCCUGGUCAACCACCGGCGCAGGGUCAGGGACAACCCCAACCUCAACAACGCAUGCAACAACUCGAUAUCACCAAGCCUGUUGAGGCGAAGCCAGAAGCGCUGGCAGUUGCCAAAUUCUUGCGAGCGCAGAAUCUGAAGACGAGAACGUGCAUCUUCAACGGCCAGCGCAAGGAUAUGUUCAAGGUCAAGCGCGCCCUCCGGGCUUUACAGUCAGACGCCUACAAGAAGGCACAGAAGAAAGACCCGCUUAUGCCCAAGGUCGAAAACGAACUUGAAGCCCGUAACGCCCUCCAGAUGCUGCCCCUCUCGAUGCUCGCUCUCCGCGUUUCCAAAAAGGAUCCUCACGAGGGCCACAACCAUGCCAAACCCAAGAAAGAGAAACGGAUCAAGGGGCUGUGGGAAGUCAAGAUCGAGCACAAGCAGGAGUUUGAACCCAUGAUGCACUAUGUGUGGGUUUAUGAAGGCUCGCAAUGGAAGACCAAGGUCUGGGCGGGUCUCGCUGUUCUGGCUGCCUUUACGGUGGUGCUUUUCCCUCUGUGGCCCCUCUUCAUGCGCCAGGGCGUCUGGUACCUCUCAGUGGCCGCCAUGUGUCUACUGAUAGCGUUCUUCGGGUUGGGCAUUGUUCGACUUAUUCUCUUCUGCCUUACGGUUUUCACCAUACCACCAGGUUUGUGGAUCUUCCCGAACCUGUUUGAGGAUGUUGGCUUCUUCGACAGCUUCAAACCGGUUUAUGAGUGGGGCGACAGCAAGAAAAAGAAGAAGUCCAAGAAGAAGACCGCCGCUAUUGAGGGUGCAGCGGAUGCACCUGCGGCGGAAACUAAGGAGCAUGCUCCAACUUCGACGGAGACAGCCGCGCCUACCGCUAAUGGCACGGCUGUCAGCUCGGGCGCGCAGCCGGCCCCCACGGUUGCGCCUGCGAAGCGGCAUGCAACAGUUGAGGAGGUUGAGGAUGACUGA